Caenorhabditis briggsae is the source of this 471-nucleotide messenger RNA. RefSeq names its product Protein CBR-SRE-36 (gene Cbr-sre-36). The record is from RefSeq and is a predicted model, not a curated record. The coding region runs from base 1 to 471 and encodes 156 amino acids. Gene Ontology annotation, cellular component: membrane. The transcript has 2 exons. Lineage: Eukaryota; Metazoa; Nematoda; Chromadorea; Rhabditida; Rhabditidae. Gene Ontology annotation, biological process: sensory perception of chemical stimulus.
AUGAAUAUAUUACUGUGGAAUAGCAUUGAUAUCUGGAUACCUAGCUAUGUAUUCAAUGAUAAUUCCUACAUUUCCUGGUCCAAUUUUCCAUAUUUUUUAUUAAUUUUUCUCACGAUUUUCACAUGUUUUUCUAUGUGUUUUUUCAUGAUUUUUAUCUUUUUUGAAUGUCGAAAAUUUCAUAAAAAUGCGACUUAUUUGUUGGCAAGUAUGUAUGUUUCAUGGUUUGAAUGUUUUUUGGCAACUUUAAUCAUUUUACCAUAUAAAUAUGGAAUCAUCCAUUUGGCAGAGCCCGACCAUAUUUUCGAAGGAUUCGAGGAUCUGGAUAAUUAUCUCCAAUUAGAUGAGCUCAAUUUAAAAUCCAUUCCAGUUCUAAUAGCCUCAUUUAUGGAAUGGCAUUAUUUGGGAAUUGUGAAUUCCGCAUUUUCCUGUUUUUUACUCGAAAGAACAUUGGCUACUGUACUCUUUAAGUAG